AUGAAAAUCUUCGCAAUUAUUUGCAUAGCUUCUACUAUUUUGAGCAACCAGGCUGACUGUGCUGCUAUAGGACAGUUGGAGACUGCGCUCCACAGGAUCCGAAGAAUGACUCCACUCUGGAGAUGGAUCACCUAUAAACGAAUUGGAUCCUCAUGUAGAAAUGAUGAUGAUUGCAACUCAAAAUACUGCAGGAACAACCGCUGUUCCAUGAUUGUUCACCAAGACUGA
Messenger RNA from Pristis pectinata (smalltooth sawfish), 228 nucleotides. RefSeq names its product liver-expressed antimicrobial peptide 2-like. Gene Ontology annotation, biological process: defense response to bacterium; antimicrobial humoral immune response mediated by antimicrobial peptide. Lineage: Eukaryota; Metazoa; Chordata; Chondrichthyes; Rhinopristiformes; Pristidae. The transcript has 3 exons. The record is from RefSeq and is a predicted model, not a curated record. Bases 1 to 228 code for a protein of 75 amino acids.